UUUACUGCUUGUGCAUUUGUGCAGCUCGAUCGUUUUGCAAAUUCUGUCGAUUUUAAACUGUUUUUAUGUUGUUUCAAGGUCUUUUCGGAGCUCUGUCGAUUUGAAAAUGAAUCCAGCAAAUUCCAAGUUCUUACUGAACUGGAUCAACGCAAAUGCUUCCAGUGAAGAGGAAAAAGUGUCGAACAUCAAAGAUGCGGCCAGUAAAAACCUGCUUCUCAAGAUCUUGCAUCUAAUUGAUAAGGAAACUUCCAAGGAUCUACCAAGAGACAGUGAAGCAUUCGAGGUUGAACAAGUCCUGUCCAUGAUCAUCUCAUAUCUUGGAGGCUUUCACCAUCAGAGUUUUGAAUCUGUUAUAAAUGAGCAACGUUUAAAGGACAGAGACGAAACAGAGACUGGAAAAGUUAUAACGCUUCUGCUCUGUGGAGCAACUCAGUGUGAUAAUGUGGCCGUGUUUGUGGAUCAGAUCACCCAGAUGGAUGUUGAAGACCAAUUCAGUUUUAAAUUUUUGAUUGAAUCCGUUUUGACUGACAUGGAACAAGGCAGCCUCACUUCAGACUCUUUUGCUACAAUUCUAAGCAAGAAAGCAAAUUUAACAGAAUGUCACAAAUUGGAGCAUGACACAGCACAGCUUCCUUCACCAUUAUCUGUCCAAUCACCCAUUGAAGCUUUCUUCACCAAUUCUCCAUUGAAGUCCCUUGUGGCAUCUCCACAGUUACGCAACAAACAGAACCAGCUAAUGCUGAACAAACUGCAACAGAAAGUUACGAAGCUACAAUCCUCACUGGACUUACAGAUGCACAUGCAAUCCGAACUAGAAUCUGAACUCAAGGAGAAGAACAAAGAGAUUGAUGCAAGAGAUGCCACGAUUAUAGAAUUACGGAAGGAGAUCACCAAACUGAUGUCCACUACUGAUGAAUUAGAACUUAUGAGACAUUUCAGGCACGAUUUUGAAAAGGCAGACAAAGAGAACGCAAGGGCAUUGAAUGCAGCGUCAAACUCUGCACAAAUGAAGACAGAGACGCAACGAGCUCAGGAAAUUGAAGUUGAUGAUAUAGUGCUGGAACAGAAUCAGUUGUGUAACAUGGAAGACGAUUCGCCAAGCCAUGUUCCAAUAGCGCCAGUCAACAUAGACAGCCGAAUUAUCGAGCUUGAACUGGAGAAAUGCCGUUUGGAAUCUCAACUGUCCACUGCUGUCAAUCAAGAAGAAUUCCUGGCGCUGAAAGAGACUCUGGAGGACACCAAGGAAGCACAGACGUCUUACAAGGAAAAUUACGUAGCUGCCAAAAGCAGAAUUCAGGAAUUGGAGGAACAGCUUGCGGUUGAAUUACAAAAAAGUGAGCAAAAGGACGAACAACUUAGGAACAUCCAGGAGCAGUGUUUCCAUGAAGUGGAGGAACUGAAAACAGUUCUGAUGAGUGAGCGCUCGAUGAAAGCAGAACUGGCUGAAGAGCUUGAUGUGAGAGAAAAGAGACUGCAACAGACAACUGUGGAAAUUCAAGCGCUUUCGAGUUUAAAGGCAGGUUUGGAAGGCAGCCUUCAAACGAGCAAUGCUCGAGCACUUGAUGAAAAAGUUAAGUAUGACAGAGAGAUGAGUUUGAGGAACGGAGAGAUGAAUAAAAUGAGUGAACAGAUACAGCGUUUGGAGAAAGACAUGGAGAAUAGAUUGCAACAGAUUCAAGCUUUGGAGCAAGAGAGGGAUCAUGUUCGAGACACGUAUGAGCAGAUGAUGGCUGGUGUAAAAAACGAACUGGAUUUAAAGAUCAACAGCAUGGCGGAAGAUAAGGCCGCGACCGUCGCCCAGUUUCGUCUGAGAACACAACAACUUGAAGAAGAACACGAAAAAAUGAAGGAGGAAUUUGCCAGCAAGCAGAAAGCUAUGUUAGAGGAAGCAGAGAAAAACGCCGCCAAAAUUCAGGAAGCUUGCGACGCGGACCGAGCGGCGUGGAAAAAGAAAUUUGAUCAGCUGUCAGAAGAGGUGAUGAAUACACGCAGUGAAAUGUUCGAGAACUCGAAGAAGCACUCAGAAGAACUGAUCGAGGUUCGAAAGAAAGCGAGGGAAGCAGAAGAACUGUUAGACGAGGAAGCUAGAAAAAACAGAGAAGAGAAGGUGAACUUGGAGAACCAGCUUCUGAAAGCUAAAAGCGCGAUGGCUGAACUAGAGAUGGAAGUCAAACGUGGAGAAGUGACCAAGAAGGAAUUAGAAGAUGAGAGGAAGAAAUAUGAUGAGUUGAAAGGAAGGUGCGAAGGUUAUGUUGCUAAAGUGGAAGCACUAGAGUUGAAUACCGAGCAGCUUAAGAAAGAAGCAGAGUCUGAAAAAGAACGUGUAAAGAAGGAGAUGCAGCAGUUAGUGGAAGCGAAUAAAACAGAGGUGGACACUGCUCGGCAAGCAUUGGAAAAUUUGAAGAGAGAUUACAGUGAGCUGGAGAUAAAAAGAAAGGAAGAAAUUGAGAAGAUACUACAGGAGGAAAAGGAAAUUAAAGAUGGGUUAACCCUGCAGAUAAAAGACGUGGAAAAUAUAAGUGAAGAAAAGGGCAAACGAAUUGAAGAGCUUGAGACUUUGUUGAAAAAAUCAAUGGAAGAAAAGAAUAAGCGAGUGGAAAAUCUAGAGACAAUGUUAAAGGAAUCACAGGAAGAGGAGGUUAAAAGAGUCGAAGAAUUAGAGAAAUUGUUAAAAGACGCACUAGAAGAAAAAGAGAAUGCAGUUAGCCAGGUCAAAAACGCUCAAAUUAAGUGGGAAAAUAGACAGCAAGAACUGCAGGCGAAGAUUGAGGAUCUUGAGGGUGCCUCGGAAGAAAUGAAGGAGGCAGAGAUCGCAUUUGCCGAACUGAAAGAUCAUAUGCUGGAAUUACAGACGGAGAAAGAUCGCUUGGAGCAGAAAGUCCAGGAGGAAAGCCUCAUCAACAAAAGGCUCGGAACAGAAGUGCAUUCUCUAGAGGCGCAGCUAACUCAUGCUGAUCGACAAAUACGCGAACUGAAGUUAGAUUCUGCCGAUAACAAGAAUAAAAUGGACUCGCUAAGAAGGAAGACAAUUGGAGGAGCUAGAGCGCAAAGGUACAUUCAGGACGUGUUCGAGGAAGAGGACAGUUCCACGGAAUCCGAUGAAGGUCCACCACUAAUGCUGGACGAUUUCGCAAAUUCUCUGGGAGGAAGCAUGAAAGCUACAACACUCCCGGACGGCGCUUUCAACAAGUCAAACAGAUCUCUCACCAGUCUUCACUCGGCCUCAAGUUCAAGCCUGAGGGCUGGUGUCCAGACUCGCGCCAGUCGCCGUCAGAGUGCUAUAUACAUGCGCGGGAACACUCCGCCUGAGAGGCGCACCACAAACAGUGCAGCGUUCUUUAUCCUGGGUGACGGUUUGCGACCGGAAAUGGAGCAAGAUGCUGAAUACGACUGGACCCGACUGGCCGAACUGCAGCGUCGGAACGCGUCGUGCCUCCCUCACCUGCAGACCUCGUACCCGGUGGAAACUCAAAUGCAGCCAGACAUCUCCGGCCAGGAAGAUGCGUUAAAGACGGGAAGAAUGUCCUUAGAUGCAUCCCUGACUAAAACUUACAACACGCGCAAACGGAAAUCGGAAGAAAGUGCCUCGAGCAUGUUAAAGACAAGGAGCCAUGGGUCGAGUUUGCCGAAAUCCAAGUCUGCUCCCAACAUCACACCUGCGAAGCAGCCUCGGUCCCAGCGACUGGUUACGGCGAUGCAGUCAGCGUUUGGUUCCCUCCGGUCCCGCUCAAACGAGAAUCUAUCUCAUGAAGCGCCUGAACAAGAUGAAAAUUCCUCACGGAGGGAGAGCGUGGCUUACAACAUCGAAAUAUCGCCGCCAAAGAAGGAAAAAAGCGGGAUUGCACGACGCCGAACCAUCGCGCGGUCCACAGGAACGAGUCGACUUCUUGGUGAAAAGACGAAAGAUUCCUUGAAGAAAUCAAAAACCCAACAGUUGAGAAUUGAUGUGAUUCAAAGAAAGCCACUUCGGCCACGGGACGUGAAAAGAAACGUUAAAUAACAAUGCUUAGUUUAAGAGUGAGUUGUAUGAGGGUUUCCAUAUUGAAUAGCUGAAACUACAAUUGAAAGUUUUCAAGGAUAUGUGAAAACUGCCCGUGAUAGCAAGUUUCGUUUAAGUAUCCGGUGAUUUUUCCAGCAGUGUCAUAACCAAUUAGGAAAUCGCCUGUUUUUGUUUAUUAUUUUACUUCCGAGGCUUGCACAGGCAAACUAAAUGUAAAUUAGUUUAGUUAAUGUCAAACAAUGUUUAGUUUUGAACUUUGGGAAUAAGCAAGUGACCCUUAUAUUGUCAUGCUAAUAACACGUUACGAAUGGCGGCAAUAAGUUUACCCACGAUUAACACAAACCUGGAAAUCACUUCUUUUGACAAAGGUCCACGCUCGUAAAAUAAUGAAUUCCUGAUUUUAACAGCUUAUAAAUGAAAUAACUUUCCAUCUGUAGUUUUAUGAAAACUAAGGUCAGUACUGAAACAACUGACAGCAAAAUUAUUCUGAAUUCACAAAUUUCGGAGACUGUAGAGCUCUCCCGUCUUUUGCGAUAGAACCACUGUAUAUAAUAAUGUUGACUAAGCUCUCUCAGUUAGGCAAAAGACAUUUCUUUAUUUACUAGUAGUGUUAUUGAAAGAAUUGAAGUAUCGGAAAUAUUAUCUGAGGGCAAGAAUGUUUUUUUUUUUUUUCUUUUAAUAACGGAAAUAGAAAUUUGUACACUUA
Molecule: messenger RNA, 4706 nt
Organism: Orbicella faveolata
Lineage: Eukaryota; Metazoa; Cnidaria; Anthozoa; Scleractinia; Merulinidae
Source: RefSeq, a predicted model, not a curated record